Glarea lozoyensis ATCC 20868 is the source of this 2208-nucleotide messenger RNA. RefSeq names its product ARM repeat-containing protein. The coding region runs from base 1 to 2208 and encodes 735 amino acids. Gene Ontology annotation, molecular function: clathrin binding. Gene Ontology annotation, cellular component: membrane coat. Gene Ontology annotation, biological process: vesicle-mediated transport; intracellular protein transport. The record is from RefSeq and is a predicted model, not a curated record. The transcript has 4 exons. Lineage: Eukaryota; Fungi; Ascomycota; Leotiomycetes; Helotiales; Helotiaceae.
AUGGCGGUCAACAGGAUAAAAGGGGCCUUCGCGGUACCCAGGAAGGGCGAGACAUUCGAGUUGAGAGCUGGAUUAGUAUCGCAGUAUGCGUACGAGCGCAAAGAGGCUAUCCAGAAGACCAUCAUGUCCAUGACCUUGGGCAAAGAUGUGUCUGCGCUUUUUCCGGACGUUUUGAAGAAUAUUGCCACUGCAGAUUUGGAUCAGAAGAAGCUUGUCUACCUAUAUCUGAUGAAUUAUGCCAAAUCGCAUCCGGAUCUCUGUAUACUAGCGGUCAAUACGUUUGUGCAAGACUCAGAAGAUCCAAAUCCACUCGUACGCGCCCUCGCUAUUCGAACUAUGGGUUGUAUCCGGGUAGAUAAGAUGGUUGAUUAUAUGGAGGAACCUUUACGAAAAACACUACGAGAUGAAUCUCCUUAUGUGCGGAAAACUGCUGCGAUAUGCGUUGCCAAACUCUUUGAUCUCAAUCCUACAAUGUGCCUCGAAAACGGGUUUUUAGAAACAUUACAAGAAUUAAUUGGCGAUCCAAAUCCUAUGGUCGUGGCCAACUCUGUGACAGCACUGGCAGAAAUCAACGAAGCUGCGCCAGAAACAAAGGCUUUACGGGUGACGCCGGCAACACUGAAAAAGAUGUUGAUGGCUCUGAAUGAAUGUACGGAGUGGGGAAGAGUUACGAUAUUGACGACUUUGGCGGAUUAUAAGGCUCAAGACGUGAAGGAGUCGGAACACAUUUGUGAGAGAGUAUCACCACAGUUCCAGCAUGUCAACCCAAGUGUCGUGCUGGCUGCGGUCAAAGUUGUGUUCCUGCAUAUGAAAAAUGUCAGCCAGGAACUGAACAAACAGUACUUGAAGAAAAUGGCACCUCCUUUAGUCACCCUUGUGGCCUCUGCCCCAGAAGUCCAAUAUGUUGCGUUAAGAAACAUUGAUUUGCUACUUCAAUCCAAACCCGACAUCCUAAGCAAAGAGCUGCGUGUUUUCUUCUGCAAAUACAACGAUCCGCCAUACGUAAAGCUUCAGAAACUCGAGAUUAUGGUACGGAUAGCCAAUGACAAAAACGUCGACCAGCUCCUUGCCGAAUUGAAAGAGUACGCUCUGGAAGUCGACAUGGAUUUUGUUCGCCGAGCUGUAAAGGCUAUCGGACAAGCUGCGAUCAAGAUCGAGAGCGCCAGCGAGAAGUGCGUAAACACCCUUCUUGACCUCAUCGCCACAAAAGUGAACUAUGUUGUUCAAGAGGCGAUUGUAGUCAUCAAGGACAUUUUCCGAAAAUAUCCUGGUUAUGAAGGGAUCAUUCCAACUUUGUGCAAACACAUUGAUGAAUUAGAUGAACCAGAGGCACGUGGUGCUUUGAUAUGGAUUGUAGGAGAGUAUGCGGAGAAAAUUAGCAAUGCUGAUGAGAUUCUUGCUGGCUUCGUGGAAGGCUUUAUGGAAGAGUUCACACAAGUCCAGCUUCAAAUUUUGACUGCCGUUGUCAAGUUAUUUUUGAAGAAACCUGACAACAACCAAGGUCUCGUACAGACGGUUCUCCAGUCUGCAACGGCCGACAACGAUAACCCGGAUAUUAGGGAUAGAGCAUAUGUUUACUGGAGACUGCUAUCAGGCGAUCUUCAAAUCGCCAAGAACAUCAUUCUCUCGGAAAAACCUCCUAUCACCACUACCAUGUCAUCACUACCUCCAGCACUAUUAGAACAACUUUUAACCGAGCUUUCAACUCUUGCUUCCGUAUAUCACAAACCACCAGAGACCUUCGUCGGCCACGGUCGAUAUGGCGCCGACGCCAUCCAACACGCAGCGAUUCAAGAGCAACGCCAAAACGCAGUCGACAAUCCAAUCGCAGCCGCUGGGGUGGUCGCCAAACAAAAUGGUCAAAACGCUGAGAACCUUCUCGACAUCGACUUUGACGGCGGCGCACCCGCAUCAGCAGACGCCCUACCUAGCGGCGGCGCAUCAGGUCUCGAAGGUCUUGCUGGAACCCCUCAACGUGUCGCUAGUCCACCUUCCCAACAACCAGCCAACAACAUGGAUGACAUGAUGGGUCUGUUCGAUAUGAAUGGAAGUAGCUCGAACCCGGCACCACAGGGCAACGAUAUGAAUGAUCUGAUGGGCGGUCUUGCGGGCAUGGAUAUGAGUCUUAAUCAUCAGCCGCCGCCACCGCAGCAGCAGCUUGGGGAGCAGGGGAAGAAGACUAAUGAGGAUUUGUUGGGGAUGUUUUAG